Messenger RNA from Styela clava, 1296 nucleotides. NCBI's taxonomy places the organism in Eukaryota, Metazoa, Chordata, Ascidiacea, Stolidobranchia, Styelidae. The record is from RefSeq and is a predicted model, not a curated record.
AUGAAGGGCGUUACAGGCAAAAAUCUUAUCGUAAAAUGCGAAAUUCGUGGUAAGAAGUAUGGAUGUAAAUAUGAAUGGGAAGACUUCCAAGGAUACGGAAGACAAGGGCCUAAUUAUGAAUAUGCAGGACCGGCUUCUAAACCUAGGAUUACGCCAUAUUACGGAAAAGGCAGUGAUGACGGGUCCGAGGGAAAUUACGGUUCGGGAUACGACCUCCUAGGCGGACUCGGGGACAUGAUGGGUUACAUGACUGGCGAUGGACCUGGCUACAAUUCUGACCCUAGAUAUGGGUCUGGAGAUGGUUAUGAAAACCUGGACAAUGGCGGGUUCUAUUCGCGCAAUGGAAUGUCGAAUUAUGGUCCAGAGCAAAGCUUUAUUCCAAAUACCGGACCUGGCUAUCAAGUUGACGACGGACCGAAAUAUGGAUCCGGCUCUGGUACCAGGUGGACAACAUUUAGCGGGGAUGGCAGUUUUGUUGAGAGAGAUAGAGAAAGCAAACGUCAAAUCAGGUUUAUCGAAGACAUGUUCAAUGGAAAAUAUGUAAUGAUCACUGACUACGAUAAUUUUAUGAUUAUGUUGAUGCAAGAAAACGUUCGUAACAAAAUUGUAGUGUAUUCAAGAGACUCACACGUGUCAUCAGAGCAGUUUAAAAGAUUGAUGGAUACUUUAUCUGAUAUCGUGAAGAUGGAUGAGCUUGCGAUGGCAUCUUUCUGAAUGUGCUGAUUUCGAGGAUGGUUACGACCCUACCGGGAGCAACCGCCAAAAUAGAUGUUGUUAUAAGCAGUAGAUGCAUCCCUAUCCAUUUAUGUAUUGUGCAAUGUAUCCAGACAAGAUAUGUGUAAUUUGUGCCAAAACGUUUGAAAUAUCCACAUACAUAAAUGUAAAUCUGAUUAUAUUUCUGCUGUUGAAAUGAUGCAAGUUAAUUUUUAUGUUUAAGGAUAUUAAUUUGUAAUAUGUACUGCCUGCUUAAUUAUUUAUCUCCCAUUCUCACUUCUUUAUAUACUUAUACUUGAUGCUCUAUAGGUUAUCAAACACCUAUCUACUUCGUAAUCAUGAUUAUGAAUUUUAAUUUGAACUUUGAGGCAGUAAACGUAAAUCACAAAUGUAAAAUAAAUCAGGAAUUGUAAACAAAUAAUGUCGAAACAUGUGAUUACUAAAAAUGUAAAGCUGGUUUUGCUAUGUUUGUUCAUCUUCUCUGAUGUACCUUUUUUCAAUUUUAGUUUAGGACAAGAACAAUGAGAAUCUUUAAUCAUAUUUAGAAAAGAUAAAUGUAUUGUAGAACAUGAUCUUGACAUG